This is a messenger RNA of Phyllostomus hastatus (greater spear-nosed bat), 438 nucleotides long. RefSeq names its product ubiquitin-conjugating enzyme E2 D3-like. Gene Ontology annotation, cellular component: nucleus. Gene Ontology annotation, biological process: protein K48-linked ubiquitination; ubiquitin-dependent protein catabolic process. Gene Ontology annotation, molecular function: ubiquitin conjugating enzyme activity. The record is from RefSeq and is a predicted model, not a curated record. NCBI's taxonomy places the organism in Eukaryota, Metazoa, Chordata, Mammalia, Chiroptera, Phyllostomidae. The transcript has a single exon. The coding region runs from base 25 to 438 and encodes 137 amino acids.
CUGAAGCGCCUGCAGAAGGAACUGAUGGACAUCACUAAGGACCCCCCUCCCAUGUGCUCCGCAGCACCGAUGGACGAUGACAUGUUCACAUGGAGGGGGGUCGUUGUGGGCCCUGACAACAGCCCCUAUGAGGGAGGCGUCUUCUCCCUAAACAUACACUUCUCACACGAGUACCCCUUUCAACCUCCAUAUAUUUACUUCAUCACUCAGGUAUACCACCCCAAUAUCGACAAAAGAGGUAAUAUAUGUCUAGAUAUUCUCAAGUCCCAGUGGUCACCUGCCCUUACGGUAUCUGAAUUGUUGUUGUCCAUCAGCUCCAUGUUAUGUGACCCCAAUCCCGACGAUCCCUUAGAUCCAUCCAUUGCAAGAAUGUACUUAAAGGACAGGGACACCUAUAAUGCUAUAGCUCGGGCUUGGACCAAGAAGUACGCCAUGUGA